GCAACCUGUUCAGCAAACAUUAUAGCUGCAGACAGCAGCCUCGUCAUUCAUUUAUUCUUUUUGUGUUCUUUCCCCAGCCCGGAGGAUUAGUCCGUCCCUUCAUUCUUUCUGCAAUUUUACUUAACUUCCUUGUGGUAGAGGUUUCAUCAUUAAAGCAUCCACAUCCGCCGCCAAGCGCGAUCGUCAAUCUACACAUCAGCUCUUCUAAUGAUUAUCUAUCUAUCGCACCAUUCGCCUUCUUCAGUCUUUAUGUUCCACCUACGCUGCCGCAUGUACAUUGCAUAAUUGUCAGACAGCCUGUUAACUCCAGUCUCAAACAGCCUUGUGUUUUGUGGACGUGGCAGCUUUGGGCGCUAAGCUCAUAAGCACCCCCCGGCUCCAAACUUGUUCGUCAUGGCUUCCUCAACUGACGCGUUGAUAGAAGAAGUCUUAGAAGACCUUCAGUUAAACCAUGUUAUCCUGCAAAGUUUAGAAGAGCAACGUCCAGGUGCAGUUGCCGAAAAGGAAGAAAUUCUAGAUGUCAUCAAAGGAUUAGAAUGGCGACUGGCGGAACUACGCGGUACUGCUACCAGAAGCUCGCCGCCACAUAGUCGCGCUGCCUCCCAUCAGACUCCAGAAAUUUCUUUCCUGCAUCGGACGCAGUUGGAUGGCGGCUCUGACACUGGCCCGGUGAAUUCUCCCAGAGGUUUACGGCACGGUCAGACUACAAUGUUUCCCCCACCGCAACCAUUUCAGUCGGCACCGGGACUAGUGGAGCCAUCUCGGCCAUUGGGGCCGUUGUCCAUUCGCAAACGUGGGCGAGAAGAAGAAGACAAUAAUGAUGGCGAUGAAACUGAUUGGACAGAUGAUUUGGAGCUACCGUCUAAGCGUGUUGCAACAAAAAAACCUUCCUCCUCUUCUUCCUCUAGCCCGGAUUCACAGUCUGUUCGUAGUGCUCAAAGGCAGGAAUUGGGUGAUGGUAUUGGCGAUGGAGCUGAUGAGCUUCGGAAGAUUCUAGGUUUGGACAGUCAUGAUACUUUUCUCCAACUCCAAGACGAACAGCGAAAAGCUGAACAAUGGCUCAAGGAACGCAAGGAACAAGAACGCCUCGAUGAGGAGUACGCUCGUAGGCUGGAAGGCCUCCAAGAGUCGCCCCGGCCGUCUUCAGCCAGGAGCGCUUCGUCUACUCUCUACUCUGUGUCUUCUCUGCCUCUGCCAACUUCUCCCGCUCCUAGGUUGAAUGAACAUCCAUAUCCCAAUCUCCAUCGACUCAUGCCUGGGGUCGUACAGCCCACAGACAUUUUUCGUUCACCGUUUGGACCACCUCUGUUGAAUGAGACGCGUCGUUCCGGGCCCCAGCGUCCCCAACCCACCCUCACCCAUGAUAGUGAUGACAGCGAUAUCGCGGAAAUCUCAGCUCGUGAUUUCCAGCGUCUCAUCACUCCAUCUGAACGGCUCUUCACACCGCACCAGUCUCUCGGCAGUUCUCACCGUCCAUUGCAGGACAAUUACCCACAACAGCAACCUUACUCGAAUCUAUAUCCUUACCUAGAGUCCAUGCCCGGCCCGAGUGGCAUUGGUCGACCAGGUCCUGCGUAUGGCCCACAUGUGUUGCAGAACACCAUGGCGAGGCUCAGUGCUGGAAAGCAGCUGCUUGAGCAUGCAGGAAAAUCUAUUUUGGGGGAAUAUGCUAACCACUUCGCAUCCUACGAUAAUCCAGUUCCUCCUUACCCAGGUCCAAUGGGCAUUGACAUGAGCAAGUAUCCGGACUGGAUGAGCGAUUACUACGGAGCUGAUCCAAAGAAGGUCAACGAAGAGAUCAAACAACUGCUAGAAACUAUCAGGCCCGAUUCAGAUAUCUCUACGGAAAACCGCGAAGGGACUCCCGAAGCCCUCAGAUUCACACUAUUGGAGCACCAGAAGCUCGGGCUGUCAUGGAUGAAAUCGAUGGAGGAGCAGGAGCAAAAAGGCGGUAUUCUUGCUGAUGACAUGGGCCUUGGGAAGACAAUACAAGCCAUUGCUCUCAUGGUUUCCCGGCCCUCCAUCGACGAAGAACGAAAGCCAACACUGAUCAUUGCUCCGGUCGCCUUGAUGCAGCAGUGGAAGCGAGAGAUCGUGAGGAUGCUAAAACCUGGCCGAUAUCAACUCUCUGUCUACGUUUUACACGGCGACAAACGAGCUGUGGGAUUCAGGGACCUGAAUAAAUAUGAUGUGGUUCUUACUACCUUUGGAACAUUGUCUUCCGAGUUGAAACGUAGGGAACGGUACGAUGAGCUACAGGCAGCCGGGGCGAACGAACAAUCCCUGUCUAGGGAACUCCUGAAAUCCUUACCAUGUCUUGGGCCGUCCAGCAAGUGGUAUCGUGUAAUCAUUGAUGAAGCACAGUGCAUCAAGAAUCGAAACACCAAAGCUGCCCUUGCCUGUUGUCGUCUCAAUGCCACUUAUCGGUGGUGUAUGAGCGGGACUCCCAUGAUGAACAAUGUCGAGGAGUUGCACUCGCUAUUGAAGUUUCUCCGCAUCAAGCCGUACAGCAAUCUAGAGCGGUUCAAUCACGACUUUACUCGGCCUCUCAAGGGCUCCAGUGUCAGUUCACAGCAGAAAGCAAUGAGACAACUGCAGGUCCUCCUAAAGGCCGUCCUCUUACGGCGAACUAAAGAUUCUAAGAUUGAUGGCAAGCCAAUCCUACAGCUCCCGCGGCGGAUUUCAGAAAAGGUGCACUCUGUAUUCAGCGAAGAUGAACAGGAAUUGUACAACUCGCUUGAGCAUCGCACCCAGCUUCAGUUCAACAAGUAUCUAGAAGCGGGCACUGUGGGACGGAAUUACUCCAACAUUUUAGUUCUGCUCCUCCGGUUGCGACAGGCAUGCUGCCAUCCACAUCUGAUCACCGACUUUAGCAUCAAGCUCAAUGCGAACACAGAUGAGCUGGAUCUGAUCGCGAACGCGAAAGCAUUCGGUCAGGAAGUUGUCAUCCGUUUGAAAAGUAAUGAUGAUGAGCAUGAAUGCCCUAUCUGCAUGGAUGCCGUGGAAAACCCGAUCAUUUUCUUCCCUUGUGGUCAUAGCACCUGCGCGGAAUGUUUCUCAAGGAUUUCUGAUCCAGCAUUGGCUGUAAGUCAGGGCCACGAUGGUGCAGUAGAGGUCAAAUGUCCGAACUGCCGCGGCAAAGUAGACCCAAAGAAGAUUACCGAUCAUGUAUCCUUUAAAAAGGUGCAUGAUCCUGACCAGUCCGAGGACCCAGUAGAGGAAGAGCCACCUCAACCGGUGGAGGAGGAAGACGAGAGUGAUGAGAGUGAUGGUGAUGAUAGCUUGUCUCGAUUUAUCGUCAAUGAUGACGAUGAUGAAAACGAGAAAAGCUCUUCCAAGAGGCCUAAGCACAAAGGGAAAGGUAAAAUGGCCCGGCCUAAAAAGACCCUUGCCGAGCUGAAGAAAGAAUCAUCGAAGAAUCAAAAAUCGAAGCGCAAGUACCUCCGCCGGCUGGAGAAGACUUGGGUGUCGAGUGCUAAGAUCGAAAAAGUCAUGGAGAUUCUGCAGGGUAUCCAGGGCGGUGACGAGAAGACAAUCAUUUUCAGUCAGUUUACGUCUCUGCUUGAUUUGCUUGAAGUUCCGAUUAUGCGCCAAGGCUGGGGCUAUCGGCGGUAUGAUGGUAGCAUGAAGCCAGCAGACAGAAACUCAGCAGUGCUAGACUUCACCGACAAGCCGGAUUGUAGGAUUAUGCUCGUCUCCCUGAAAGCGGGCAAUUCGGGCUUGAACCUCGUUGCCGCGUCACAGGUUAUCAUAUUCGACCCAUUCUGGAAUCCCUACAUCGAAGAACAAGCGAUCGAUCGCGCCCAUCGAAUUGGACAGGUGCGGGAGGUGCAAAUCCAUCGGAUUCUCGUGCAGAACACGGUUGAAGACCGUAUCCUUGAACUUCAAGACAAAAAGCGAGAGCUGAUUGAAGGGGCUUUGGAUGAAAAGGCUUCAAAGAAUAUUUCCAGGCUGGGAACUCGAGAACUGGCUUACCUAUUUGGAGUUCAGUAGGGAGUUUCACUGUUUGUUUUCAUCAGCAUGGCGUUGGCGGGUUUUUGAUUUGAAUAUUUAAUCGGAUCUAGAAUAUACCCAAGAUCUAUCCACCUCUCUUGUUUCCUCACACACUUGAAUUUGUUUGUGCUAUGUCGUACCAUAGACCGUUAAAGACCACUGCUUACUCAAGUCCAUUCCGAACUCCUAGAGAGGAGAAAUGUCACUACCGGCGAGAUUUUCUUUUUUUUUGGGGGGGGAGUCCAUCGCAUCAAACCCAGAUGGUCAGGUAUAGUAGUGAUUUUUUGAGAAAUGAGGUGAUUCGAUCAAGAUAUUUCCUCUUCUCUUUUUCUUUAUCACCACUGCAUUCAUUAGGUAUGGGAAUGAAAAAUUGUAGGGAUCACAUUAAAUUUUGGAGAGAAUCAUAUGAAUUACAGUAUGACGCGAGCCCGCGAGCGAAAC
This is a messenger RNA of Aspergillus alliaceus, 4434 nucleotides long. RefSeq names its product SNF2 family N-terminal domain-containing protein. Bases 394 to 3993 code for a protein of 1199 amino acids. The record is from RefSeq and is a predicted model, not a curated record. Gene Ontology annotation, cellular component: cytoplasm. Gene Ontology annotation, molecular function: ATP-dependent chromatin remodeler activity; ATP binding. The transcript is spliced from 2 exons. NCBI's taxonomy places the organism in Eukaryota, Fungi, Ascomycota, Eurotiomycetes, Eurotiales, Aspergillaceae.